CCGCGCACGCGCCCUGCGCCUCACAGUCCCUGGCGCAUGCGCGCCGCUCUCCCCGGCCUGCGGCCGCGUGUUCUGCCGUGCCCCGGAUGUGGCCCCUGCCCGGGAAAAUGGCGGCGCCGGGGUGGGCGGAGGGAGCGUUGUAGCGCCCGGUGCCGUCCCCGCCAUGGCGGACCUGGGCCGGCAGCUGCACGAGUACCUCGCGCAGUCCAAGGCCUCUGCUGCCGCCACCGGCCCCAGCGCGGUCCCCGCAGCGCCGGCGGCCGGCGGCUCGCAGGAGGAGGCGGGGGACGGCGGCGGGCUGCGGGCCUGGCUGGGGGCGCUGAACCCGUUCCCGCCGGGCAGUGCCCCGGGCGCCACGGUGUGGCCUUGGACGGGAGAGGAGGACCCGUGGCUGCCGGGGCUGUCGCGCUGGCAGCGGCUGGCGGGCAGCGGGCUGUGCGUGCUUCUGGCCGCGCUGUGCUUCGGGCUGGCCGGGCUGUGCGUGCCGCUGCUGCUGCUGCGCGCCCGCAAGUUCGCGCUGCUCUGGUCGCUGGGCUCGCUGUGCGCGCUGGGCGCCGCCGCGCUGCUGCGCGGGCCCACCCGGCUGCUGCGGGAGCCCGGCCGCGGGGCGCUGCUCUACCUCGGCGCGCUCUUCGGGACGCUGUACGCCGCGCUGGCGCUGCGCAGCACCGCGCUCACCGCGCUGGGCGCCGCCGCGCAGCUCGGCAUCGCCGCCACGGCGCUCCUGGCCGCGCUGCCCGGCGGUGCCGCCGGCCUGCGCCGCCUGGCCGCGCUGCUCCGCGCCGCUGUGUGCGGCCGAGGCAAGGCGGCGCUGCCGCUGUGAGCCCGGCGCGCCGGGGAGGAGCGGCCGCGGCCCCGCGGGAGUCACACACGGACCCGGAUCGCCAGCCGACUCCCAGACCGGGGACGCCGCUUCUCUUCGCCUCCUCCGCGUCCCGGCACGUUUUCCUCGCCAGCACUCGAGGAGCAGCAGCAGCGGGGCCGGCAGCCCGGAGCGGCCCCGGUGACUCGGAGCUGCAGUGUGCGGUGUCAGCCUGCCGAGCCGCCCCCGGGCUCGGUGUCUGCCUUACCGCGCUGCCAGCUCCAUAGGCACGGCUUGGCAUCGCUGCCAGCUCCAUAGGCACGGCCUGGCACCGCUCCACCUCUGGGUGGGGAGCUGGCAGCGUCCCGCUCGUUCCCCAGCCCAGGACGACCGUGUGGCGGCUGCGGAGCGCGGUCGGAGCCCAUGCGGCGGCAUUGAGGACUGGGCAGCGGCUGAGGUGCGCAAGGCUGACGGAUGCUGAAACACGAAGAUGAUUUAGCAAAAUGCGAUUGAGGCUAGGGGAGAACAUUGAAAAAUUAACUGGUUUUACCUCAUUUUGUGCUGACCCCUACACUAUGAACACAUACUGGUUUUGCUGUCACCUCAGACCAGUGGUGAAUACGAAGACUGUGGCCACUGCACUGCAUUUCUCUCUAUAAAGCAGCUUUAAAAUAACCAUCCAGAUGGCAGACUAGCAAGCAGUGGUGAUUGCCUGCAGUUUGGAAUUUUGACCUCAGCACCAUUGCAGACAGCUGUGGCUAAAGGUGAAAAUGAAACUUCUCUGUACAUGAUAAACCAAAGCCCUAGGAAUCAUCUCUCAGUAUUUUAACUGGCUGAGAUUUCAGGAGGUAGUGCUGUUGCUCCAUCUGAAACACAAGUUUGCCUAAAUACAACCCUCUGUAGUAAUAGGGUAAUAAAGAAGAGGAUUCUGCAGUGCUGGAGACAAGAUUUGGAUUUGAUGUUUGAAAAUCCCUCUGUUCUUAUGUUCCUGUAAGCCUGGUCUGUAACUUCCCAGCUGGUAACAUCAGAUAUUUACCAGCUCAGCUUUAUCCCCUCUGAACAGAGAAGUUCUGGAUACACUUAAUACUGAAAAUACAUUCCAGUGUUACAUAAGGGUUCCAAUCAAAGGGGCUUUUUACCUUUGCCCCUGUCCUCUGGAGGGCCACCUGGAGCAUCCAUGUCCCUGUGGUCAGAGGUUCCUGGUCCAUCGUGCCAGGGCCGUUUCCGUGGUGGCAGUGAGGCCAUGUCCAUGCCCUGGAGGGAGGAGGAACGUUCUCUGCUGGCUGGAGAGUGCCCAUCAUGAGGAGGGUGAUCUGGACGAGGACCUGUGCAUGAAAACACAAGAUAAGUAAUGUUUAUUGCAUCAUUGUUCUUUAUUUUUGAAAGCAGUCACAUAAAUUUACAAACUGCCCACACUGUUUGCAACACAGUUAAAAUUAUGUAAAGCUUCUCCUCUGUCCCAUUUUUUUGUAAAAAAGCUAAAGGUAAAACAGAUUUUUAAGAUGAUGGGAAAGAAAAGUGUGGCAGAUGUACAGUGUUUAUUCCAGUAUAAAAUACUUCCAUAUAUUUUAGAGACAAUCACAUCUUCAUUUAUUCAUGUGCCAUUUGUAAUUUGUUUUCCAUGACAUUCUGCAGCUCUGUCUUGCCCCAUAUGGGGCUGCCUUUAGUAACACAACUGCAAAUAUAAGCUGUCAGACAUUGCAGCUGAAAAGAUACCAACAUAGGGAAAGAUUACUGUUGGCAUUAAUAAAGAUAUUUUUAAAAACCCAUGACAUGAUUCAGUCAUCCAGAGGUGACAGUUGCCUGGGCAGUUCUGGACUGCACAAGAACACAACUGAAAAUCAAGGCUUUGAGGGCACAAUCACUUUUAUUCAAUAAGACAGCUGUAUUUAAAGACAGUUAAAUUCUGUGUCAUUCUUUUUUCCUAAAUUGAAAAGACCAAAGAACUGCAUUUGCCUUUUUUCAUGGUAAAAUACUGGUAACAAAUGUGAGGUACAGGAAAAACACAUGAUUUUUAAAAUAUUUUUUUAAAGUUAUUAUAUUGUAGAAGUCUACAAACCUCACCAAAUUUUUUACCUGGUUCUCUGUUUCCAUCCCAGGAGUCUGGUUUCCUCCCUCCUUCAAAACGUGGGAAUUCAUCUGGAGUAGGAAGCAAACCCUUCCGAGCUCCUGAGCAGUAAGAGAGGCAGGGGACAGGAGUGAGAAGAGACAUUGUAUUGAUGAAAAUAACGUCAGGUGCCCAAGAAGUGCCUUUCCUUCCUCACCCUCGUGUUUCUGUGUGCAAGAACAUGGCCCUUACCUCUCGGAGCACCUCGCCCUCGGCCCCGAGCACCAUGGUCCCUUCCUCUGGAGUUUUCAUCUGGAGAGUCAAAAGCAUCAUCUGGCCCAAAAUCUUCAGGGCCAGGGAAGCCAUCUCUGCCCCUGGGCCCCCGGCCCUCGUGCCUCGAGGGUCCUCCUCUUCGGAAGCUACAACAAAGAACAGGAUACAAACGUGGCUUUUAGGCAUAAUUGAGGCAGUUUCAUUAUCAACUCAUUUCUAAACUGUGUCACUUCAUGCUACAGCACAUACAGUUACUAGAACAGGAUUUGUAGGUGAAAGUGCCCAUUUCUGCCUUUGAGCACUUUGAUAGUAAGCUUUGUAAUCUUCCUCUUAUAUUUUCUUCCACUGGUUAUGUUGGUUUUUCAUACAAGAAAAAUAUUAUUAAACACAGUGCAUUCAUUUAAUGAAAAGGUGGGAAAAACAAUGAGUGAUGAUAGAUACAAGGUGAGGUAAGGCAAGGCAAAGUGUGAGUUCCCCUUAACUCUGAUGCUCUUACAUUCCCCUUCCCUUUUUUCCUUUCCAUUUCCAUCAUAAACUGAAAACAUAGAAGCAAUGAGAGUUGUGGCUGUAACAAAACAUUACAGGAUCUCAUUCCUAUUCUAUGAUUCUUUUGCCAGACAAUUCUCCUUUUCAUUCCAUUCUUCCAAGUUUACAAUUCUAGCAAAUGCAUCUAGACUGCCCUUGGAUGUGCAGGCACAGUGAUGGCUGAACAGUGCACAGUGGCAUUCUGCAACCUGAAGAGCAGUUUAUCCAACUGCACUAACGAAUUUUGUGUUGCAAAAUGUAAUUAUGGGCCUGAAAUUGAUAACUGCUGUCUAGUAAGUACCAAGGGCAUCUUUCAGGAAUUUGAUUGGGUUCUGCACAGCAUCUUAACUGAGUGCAGCUCCUCCAGCACUGCCCUGGGGCCUGGGACAGCUCUUCAGAGAGGAGAAUGGCUCUUGCUGAGCUGUCAGUGCCAUGCCAGGUAAGCCUGCAGUACCUGGCAGUUCUGCUCCUGACACAAGCAGCCCAAACACCCGGAGGGUUUGCACAGCUCAGCCCUGCCCUGUGAGGGUGUCACAGCCCUGUCUGCCACAGCCUGGCUGAGGUGUUCGGUGGUGCAGGCACACUGGUGUCCCCACCGUGCCACCCCACGCUACUCUGCCCCCCUCAGUGACAGCACAUGGUGUGGGGCUCUCCUUGCCCAGUGACAGGUGCCUCCCACCUCCCCAGUGCUCCCAGUUCCACACUGGCUCAACUGGAAGCACACAGCAUUCCCAUGGCGUUGGCUGUGUGCAGCCUCCCCUUCCCCAGCUCAUUAACGACACAGUGCAUCCUAUUACAAGCAAAACUUUAGAUACUUUUAUUUAGAAUUUUAACAACAUUAACCUUUUAAUUACAAAUUUAAAUAUUUUAACAGUAGUCAUAACACAAUACAAUAUUCUUCAACUUUUACAUUGUUUUUAAUAAAAAACAAUAGGUCUGUCUCCACCUCCCAGAAAACAAACACAAUACAGAGAGGAGGCUGCUGUGCCUGUACAGGUACAACAGUGGAUGGAGGAGUGCUUUGUAUGGACCAUGAACCAUUUACAUUAACCUGGAUGGUUUGGGAAAACAAACUCAACAGUUUCAGGUACAAAUGGUUCAAAUAAUCACAGAGCAAUAUUGUUUAGCCUUGAAAGAGCACAGUCCUCUAGAGGUUUCUUAGAGGGCCUCCUGCUAAUUUAAUACUGAUAUGGUGUGAUUCAACUUAGCUUGGAAAUUACCAAGAUUUUCAACACGAGGCCCCAGGGCUGCAGGAACAGGGCCUUUCCUAUUUCAGGCAACUUAGGGACACAGUUGAGUUUUGAAAUCUACGAAACCUAAGCCUGACACAGCCACAGCUCCUAACAUUGUGUUAUGGAUAUCCUUAUUUGCCUUUCCAUAUCAGUCACACACAAAGCCCUGCCUUGCAUCGGGUUCAGUUCCUGUUACACUGCUCUCACAUCUUCUUCCCCGAGGCCUAGGACCUUACUGAACACAACUACACACUGUGCAGAUUAGCAGGCAGGAAGAGGCAGGUCUCUGCAGUAGAAGCAUCAUGUUGAUAAAGAGUAAGAACAGGACAGGGAUGAAAAGGAUGGGAAAUUAGAGAGAAACACACAUACACACAUUUGCCUCUCAUGCUUGAUCAAAGCAGUUACAAUCUCAAUUUCAAACCAAGUCAGCUAAACGAGUGGUUGGGAUUCAGUCCACCACAGCAUCUGCAGUAAAUGGCACCUAGUUCACCUUCAUUCCAAGAAAAUCAUCAAAUUUACAAGCACAGUGAGCCUCUUAGAGCCCUGUGCCAUUUCACUUCAAACUUUCUGGGCAAACACUUGUACUCUGAUAAAUAGAAUACUCUUAGUUCAAAAGUCAGAUUUGCAGGUAACAAGGUUCUUGUUUCCCUUCCUUAAACUUUUUAAAAAUCAGGAUCAUAAUAAAAUAUUUGCCAGUCCCUAAGCAUUUUUAAUAUAAGACCUGAAAAAUCUCUACUGAACUUCUAAAAGUCUUGUCUGCUGUAUCUUUUAGAGUUCUGUGAUGCAGACCAUUGGACCACUGGACCAUCCAACUGGAUUUUCUCUGGCUUUACUUUUUAAAAAUGGCUUUAAUUGUUACCUUCUUUAAGUUACUGUUCAUUUCUUUUCAUACUCUUCACACAAAAGGAAGUUACAUCUUACAGAGCUAGGUAGAAAAUAGCUAAAAGAAGAGCUGUAUAGAUGCAAAGUAAAAGGAAUGUAAGAAAAUGAUUAAAAAGGCAACUAAAACACACAAAAUUCACAUUAUGUGGAGACCACAGCAUAUUUGUAACAAGCACAUGUUCUUAUACAUAGAGAGUUGGUGGUCAGUGAGAGGCUUAGACCUUGGAGGCCAAAUUUCAUUUAAUUAAACUAACAUAAAUCUGGAGCAAUUUUGCUGAUAAUUAAUUUCAGUGACAGCAUUAAUUCCUCCACAUUUACAUUGGUAACUAAAAGCAAAUUUAUCCCUUUGUGAUUUAUUUGGAGAUUGUGAGCAAUGGCCAGGACAUUGCUGUAAAUCAGAUUAUUUUUGAGUUCUUCACCUGGCAUUAAGAAAUAAGUCAGAAAGAAAUAAAAUUUCUACAAGCAAAUGCAUGAAAAAAUAGUCUCAACAGUCCAACAGAUGCUGUAAGUCUGGCCCUUCUAUGUGGCAGUCACAUCACUGCUCCUGCUCCUUACAAGGGCAUUGCAUCUCAUCCUACAGUCUCUACAGUCAUGCUGUAGUUUGUGACUGGAGACAGACUCUCAAAAUCCACUUCUAGUGUUCAAAAGGGUCAUUUUAACCUUUAAGUCUCCUCUCAAUUUUCAUCAAAACCGUCUCAGGUCUUCAUCCUGUGUCACUGGAUCUUCUCUACAAACUUUCCCCCUUCUCUUUACUUACUGUUUAAAGACACGGAAGCUGCUGUGUACAAUGACCAUUUUUCAAGUUUUCUUCUAUUACUGAAUGAUUUUUAUGGACUCUACACUCAGGUAUAUUAGAGUUUUCAUUUCCUUAUUGGUUUCCAGUUUAUAAAUCUGAAACAGAUAGACUCCUUAAUGAAAAGGAAACCAGGAAUAAAAGAGUUCCCUCCAUUUACCCUUUAACCCAAGGAAGAGAAAUGGAUUUACUCUUACCUCUCGUCUCGCCUUCCUCGGAAGCGCGCGUCCUCGGGAUCCCGCGGGUAUCUGUCAUCUGAAGGUCUCCGUCCUUCCCAAGCACCGGGAGGGCCCCGGUUGGAACCUCCUCCUUCAAACUCCCUGUGAUCAGGAGGGAAGGGAGGCCCGGGCCCGCCUCGUCUCCAUUUCUCAUCCUGCAGGGGCGGGCCUCCCCUCCCCUCGAACUCCCGGAGCCGAUGGCCGAAUCUCUUGUCGGGGUGGAAAUCGUCGCGGAAGUCGUCGGGCCGCUCGAAGUCGUCGUGGAAGUCGGGGUGAGGCCCCCGUCGGUCGGGCAUGCCCCUGGCGUCCCUGCCGUCGCCCCAGUCCUGCCCCCCUCGGAACAGGCCCCUCUCGGGGCCGUGCUCGGGGCCGCCGCUGUUCUGCUCGUGCCGCCGCUCCGACAGCGGGCCCAGGUGAUGGUUGGGUGGCCCGCGGGCGUCGCCUUGAGGGACGAGAAAAAUCACAGCAGCUUUCUGUAACCAUUUCGAACUCCAUUCAGUUCAUACAGUUCUAGAAAGCAUAUGGGAUACCUUUCACAUGAAACAAUCUUUCUGGGAAAAUGUUUCCUGUCUAUCCCAGCCCACAUCUAUGGAAGCUUUUCUCUCAGCCAAGGCCCUGCUCUGUGCUGCAGCCAUUUCUCCCUGGGCUCACUGCACUGGGACAGCCCCUCUUUGAGGAGACUGACUCCCAGCAGAACAGACAAGAUGUUAAAUUACCUUUAUUAAGACCAGGUCCUUGGUUGUGAGGGCCCAGACGACCUUGUCCUCCUUGCUGCCCCAGGCCUGGUAUCAGUGGAGGAGGACCUGGGUUCUGUCCAUCCUGUGAGCAGGGAAGAACAAAAACCACGUGAAUUCCAUGUGUGAGUAAUUCAAAAUUUCUGUAGGAGUGCAAAAUGCAAAACAAUUUUCUUUCCAUAAGGUCUGCAUCUACACAGGUUGUACAACAGAAACAGCUCAUAUUCCAGUGGUUUCAGCUUCAGUUUGCAGACAUUCACAUCAGUAAUGCUUCAUCACUGAGAAACACAGCAUUCAUAGGAAACAGCUUUGCAGCUAUUCACAUUUUAUCUGUCCCAGCCAAAGAUGAUAAAGGCUCAUAUUCUUCCUCAGUAUGAAUAUUCUAUAAGAAUGUAUUGAAUUUAUUGAGUAUUUGAUACAAAUAUUCUGUUUCUCUGGAGGAACAGAGGAAUUUUCCUGAGGAAAAUAUGUAAAUUUGUUUGAAAAAUAUCAGGUACUGAUUUAUAGGCAGGUAAAAAGCUACAGAGACCAAAGACUUCAUUUGGAAAUGAACAAAAAAGAGAAACUACAUAUACAAAAAUAAGUAUCAAGAAUGUUGGUAUGAGGGGACAACAACAGGGCCAUAAGGGAACCUCUUCUCUAAACCUCAGUAAGUUUUUAACAAGGAAAUACAUGAGUUUAAUUUUUAACAUGAUGGCAAAGUUCAUUUUUCUUCAUUUUAGGACUAAAAAAAAGCAGAGGCAGUAGAGUGGGCAGUUUUGUGUGCUUUAUGUGAUCCCAAAGAAAAAAAUAAAGUAUAUAAGUGGGUUUUGGUA
This is a messenger RNA of Zonotrichia leucophrys gambelii, 8321 nucleotides long. It is a transcript of the gene SFT2D3, whose product is annotated as SFT2 domain containing 3. The record is from RefSeq and is a predicted model, not a curated record. The coding region runs from base 164 to 823 and encodes 219 amino acids. Gene Ontology annotation, biological process: vesicle-mediated transport. Gene Ontology annotation, cellular component: membrane. The transcript is spliced from 3 exons. NCBI's taxonomy places the organism in Eukaryota, Metazoa, Chordata, Aves, Passeriformes, Passerellidae.